Molecule: messenger RNA, 2018 nt
Organism: Drosophila bipectinata
Lineage: Eukaryota; Metazoa; Arthropoda; Insecta; Diptera; Drosophilidae
Gene: Lsd-2
Product: Lipid storage droplet-2
Biological process (GO): positive regulation of triglyceride storage; lipid storage
Cellular component (GO): lipid droplet; cytosol
Source: RefSeq, a predicted model, not a curated record
GAGGGGGCCUCUGCAGCUUUCACGAUUAAUUGCGAUUCAGACGUUCGAGGCAUUAUUCGUAUUCCCAGAUACUCCGAGAUAUAACCUCCGCGAACCUCGCUGUUUUUUUAUUCGUGAAAGAAACAAGGAGAAAAGUGCCGUGCAAAGCGAAAGAGCGCUUAUAAGAAAAGUGAAAACGCAGAGGAGAGCAGACGACUGCCAGAAAACGCAAAAAAAAAAGAACAGAACGCAUUACAGAAACAUGGCUAGUGCAGAGCAGAAACACGCCACCGGCAAUGGAACCACUGCCAACGGAUGUGCAUCGGUGGUGGAGUCCGAGCAGCCCAAGGAUGCAAAGGACCUGUUGCCGCACCUAGAGUCACUCGAGAGGAUCAUUAAGCUGCCGGUUGUGAAUGCCGCCUGGGACAAAUCACAGGAUGUCUAUGGCAAAGUAAAAGGCAAGAACCGAGUCUUCGAAUGGGCCCUGACCGCUGCCGAGGAUUGUGUGACACGCGCCGUAACAACGGCCGCCCCCUUCGUCACCAAGCUGGACAAACCGAUCGCCUACGUGGACCAGACCCUCGUCAAGGGCAUCGACAAGCUGGAGGUCAAGGCGCCCAUCAUCAAGGACACACCUCAGGAGAUCUACAAUCAGGCCAAGAGCAAGGUUAUCGAUGUGGUGCAGCCCCAUUUGGAGCGCGUGGUCAAGUUCAAGGCCGCUGGCCAGCAGAAGGCUGCCUCCCUGAAGGAUCUCGCCUGGCAGAAGGCCAACGAGGUCCUUGCCACCCAGUACGGUAGUCUGGCCGUCAACGGUGUGGAUACCACCACUGCCCUGGCCGAGCGUCUUCUGGAGUACUACUUCCCCAAGUGCGAGUCCGAUGUGGAGGAGGAUAAUGAUGAUAAACAAAAUGCCGUCGUGCAGAAUGGCAAAAGUUCUGAAAAUGACAUGCCAGUUCCCGCCAGCGAGGACCCAGUCCUACACACAGUACAGACAGUCGGACGGCUAUCCAACAAGAUCUCACGUCGCGUCUAUCGAAAUGUCUCCCGGCAGAUCAAGCAGGUCCAGAAGGGCAACAUCAACGACUAUCUGAGCUCCCUGAUAGCCGCCCUCAAGCUCCAUCAGUACAUCAAUUUUAUCAACUCAUCGAUGGGCACCAAUGUGGAGCAAUCGACGCUGCCCAGUGAGGUAUGCUCACCGUUCGGACCAGGUGGCAGUACCAACUCUACCACCACCACCACCAUUAACAGCAACUCGAACUCCAACUCCAAGUCCUCGUCGACAGCUGUGGUCGCCCCGAAGGGUCCACCCAAAGUGGCCAAGAGCAAACCGGCGGCGGCUCAGUAGUGCUCCAUCCAGAGAAGCCGAAGCCCUAUAUAUUUCAUAUCUAAUGAUAGAUAUUAUCCACCCAAAACACCCACACUAGAGCGCACACAGUUCCCACGACGCCCAUUUUUUUAAAUUGUAUUUAGAAUUGUAAUUUUUUAUUAUUUUUUUUUUGCGUAAAAAUUUUUUUUCCAUUGAGUUCCCGAUGAUAUCAAGUCGGAACCGAUGAUCAUCAGAAGUGGAGAAGGUUUCUUGACCUCACAGUCCCCCCUGCCUCCACACCAAUGUUUGCUUUGUAAAUAUUUAUUUGAAGUAACCCUCCUCACACACACACACCCCCUACCCCCCAACCCCCAACCACCAACACACACACACCCGUAGCUCUAAGGAUCGCAUUAUGUUUAGUAGAGAUCGGGAGAAGUAGUAGGAGCAUUAUCUUUAGCUGUGCUAAAAAAUUCAAAACGUCAGAAGAGUGCCACGAAUGCAUUGAAUAAUACUACAUACUAUAUAUAUAUAUGCCUAUAUAUGCCUAAUAUAUACACUGAUAUAUAUAUAUAUAUAUAAAUAUAUAUACGUUAGCUAUACGUAUCCGUAACCUAUAAAUACCUAAAAGCUAUUUCUAUGAUUUCUAAUUGCUAAUUUGCUAAUGAAAAUGAAUUAUGCCCUAAAAACUAAAAACUAAACUAAACUAGAAUGAUAAUGUUAAUGAUUAAAA